GAUCAGACAACAUAUCCAAGGCCCACCGGUGACGGAAUCUUAGAUGGAUCAUCUACAACAACAACUACAGUGGGAAAUGGAAACAUUGACUGGUCUUACUAUCCUCAUGAUCAGACAACAUAUCCAAGGCCCACCGGUGACGGAAUCUUAGAUGGAUCGUCUACAACAACAACUACAGUACGAGAUGGAAACAUUGACUGGUCUUACUAUCCUCAUGACCAAUCACCAUAUCCAAAUCCUAGUGAUAAUAGACCUCAAAAUAUUGGUUGGAAUAUUACAUGGGUAACGACUGGGCAGAAACCAAAACCUACAACGACUCUAAAACCCACAUCUAUCCAUUAUCCUCAGAAUGGGGAAUUGACAUAUACCUGGAUCAUCCAAAACCUUGAUUCAAAUGGGCAGCUACCACAUGAGCUACUUCCAAAUCCACAACCUCUGUAUAAUAGGCCUAAUGGAGUUGGUUGGAAUAUUACAUGGGUAACAACUGGGCAGAAACCCAAACCAACUACAACUGAAAAACCAAAAUCAAUCCACUAUCCUCAGAAUGGAGAAUUGUCAUACACCUGGAUCGUACAGAAUAUGACUCCAAAUGGGGAGUUACCACUACAAAUACCUCCAAAACCCGUAUCUAUCCAUUAUCCUCAGAAUGGGGAAUUGACAUACAUCUGGAUCAUCCAGAACCUUGAUCCAAAUGGACAGCUACCACACGAGCUACCUCCAAGACCACCUCAAACACAACCGUUGUAUAAUAGGCCAAAUGGAGUUGGAUGGAAUAUUACAUGGGUAACAACUGGGCAGAAACCCAAACCAACUACAACUGAAAAACCAAAAUCAAUCCACUAUCCUCAGAAUGGAGAAUUGUCAUACACCUGGAUCCUACAGAAUAUGACUCCAAAUGGAGAAUUACCAUUACAAAUACCUCCAAAACCCGUAUCCAUCCAUUAUCCUCAGAAUGGGGAGUUGACAUACAUCUGGAUAAUCCAGAACCUUGAUUUAAAUGGGCAGCUACCGCAUGAGCUACCUCCAAGACCACCUCAAACACAACCUUUGCAUAAUAGGCCUAAUGGAGUUGGUUGGAAUAUUACAUGGGUAACAACUGGGCAGAAACCCAAACCAACUACAACUGAAAAACCAAAAUCAAUCCACUAUCCUCAGAAUGGAGAAUUGUCAUACACCUGGAUCGUACAGAAUAUGACUCCAAAUGGAGAGUUACCAUUACAAAUACCUCCAAAACCCGUAUCCAUCCAUUAUCCUCAGAAUGGGGAGUUGACAUACAUCUGGAUAAUCCAGAACCUUGAUUCAAAUGGGCAGCUACCGCAUGAGCUACCUCCAAGACCACCUCAAACACAACCUUUGUAUAAUAGGCCUAAUGGAGUUGGUUGGAAUAUUACAUGGGUAACAACUGGGCAGAAACCAAUACCAACUACGACUGAAAAGCCCAAAUCUAUUCACUAUCCUCAGAAUGGAGAAUUGUCAUACACCUGGAUCGUACAGAAUAUGACUCCAAAUGGAGAAUUACCAUUACAAAUACCUCCAAAACCCGUAUCCAUCCAUUAUCCUCAGAAUGGGGAGUUGACAUACAUCUGGAUAAUCCAGAACCUUGAUUCAAAUGGGCAGCUACCGCAUGAGCUACCUCCAAGACCACCUCAAACACAACCUUUGUAUAAUAGGCCUAAUGGAGUUGGUUGGAAUAUUACAUGGGUAACAAAUGGGCAGAAACCAAUACCAACUACGACUGAAAAGCCCAAAUCUACUCACUAUCCUCAGAAUGGAGAAUUGUCAUACACCUGGAUCGUACAGAAUAUGACUCCAAAUGGGGAGUUACCACUACAAAUACCUCCAAAACCCGUAUCUAUCCAUUAUCCUCAGAAUGGGGAGUUGACAUACAUCUGGAUAAUCCAGAACCUUGAUUCAAAUGGGCAGCUACCGCAUGAGCUACCUCCAAGACCACCUCAAACACAACCUUUGUAUAAUAGGCCUAAUGGAGUUGGUUGGAAUAUUACAUGGGUAACAACUGGGCAGAAACCAAUACCAACUACGACUGAAAAGCCCAAAUCUAUUCACUAUCCUCAGAAUGGAGAAUUGUCAUACACCUGGAUCGUACAGAAUAUGACUCCAAAUGGGGAGUUACCACUACAAAUACCUCCAAAACCCGUAUCUAUCCAUUAUCCUCAGAAUGGGGAAUUGACAUACACAUGGGUCAUAAAGAACAUGAAUCCAAAUGGGCAAUUACCAGCCGAAAUACCUCGACCACCGCCUGAAACACUGAAUAAACCACCAAAUGGUGGUAAAUUUACAUACACCUGGUCAGGAUCAUCCAAUGGACAACUUCCACCAGGAAUACCUCAAAUCCCUGGAAUGCCUCCAAUUCCAAUUCCAAUACCUAACGGAAAGCCAGGUCAAACCACAAUUAAAUGGACAACAACAGUAGGUGGCAAACCCAACACCCAACAAACAAACCAGGUUCCAAAUAAACCUCAGGGAUUGAUCCAACAAUUCCUCGGAGGAAUUCAAUCUGGGUUAACCCAACAACCUUUUAAAAAUCAAGGCAACCAACAACCUGUUCAAACGACAAUUAAAUAUACUACAAGUCCAAAUGGCAAACCUAUAAAUGGACAGAUUCAAAAUCAACCCAACGUACAGCAAUUUGUUACUCCUCCUAAGAACCAACAACAAUUUCCACAGGGAACCUACCCACAAGCGGGGUCAAACCAGGUUCCAAAUAAACCUCAGGGAUUGAUCCAACAAUUCCUCGGAGGAAUUCAAUCUGGGUUAAACCAACAACCUUUCCAGUCGGGAGGCCAGCAACCACAACAAACUAAUAAUCCCAAUCAAUUUGGUUCAACGGGAAAUUCUGGGCUGAAUUUUAAUUUGGGGGCAAAUUUGAACUUUGGAAAUAAUAGAGUACAACAACAACAACAGCCCCAACAAAAUUUGAACUUUGGAAAUAAUAGAGUACAACAACAACAGCCCCAACAAAAUUUGAACUUUGGAAAUAAUAGAGUACAACAACAACAACCCCAACAAAACAUGUUUUGGGGAUAGUUAUAACCUUCCAAAUGGAACCCUAUGUUAUUAAUGAAAUUGAGAAAAGAGA
Molecule: messenger RNA, 3097 nt
Organism: Episyrphus balteatus (marmalade hoverfly)
Lineage: Eukaryota; Metazoa; Arthropoda; Insecta; Diptera; Syrphidae
Exons: 2
Coding region: 580-3045 (821 amino acids)
Source: RefSeq, a predicted model, not a curated record